This is a messenger RNA of Prunus avium (sweet cherry), 461 nucleotides long. RefSeq lists its product as uncharacterized. The record is from RefSeq and is a predicted model, not a curated record. NCBI's taxonomy places the organism in Eukaryota, Viridiplantae, Streptophyta, Magnoliopsida, Rosales, Rosaceae.
GAAUUUCUCGGUGUUCAGAGAGACUUCCUUUUCAAUGACGGCCACCAACUAUCUCAGAAGUCUAGUUCGAAUCCCACCCAUGUCUCGUAGCAUUCUUAGUAGCAAGAAUUUACUAUGGAAUCAUGGAAUGAAGUGCCAGUGCAGCAGCAGCAGUAGCAGUAGUGGCAUUGAUGAGAAGUCAGUGUUUUCACUCACCUCGUCAAGCAAGUACGAAGUUGAUUAUUUGGGAGAGAAAACCAAAGGGGAUUUGAAUGUCAAGGUGGAGCAUCUUGAGGCCUUUGGAAUUGAUAGUCAAGCAACUUUAAAAGGUCCAAUUGAGGAAGUGGCCAGGGUUGAGGCUGAAGAAGCUGAAGACUUGCUCAGAGACUUGGGUAUCCCGACUCCUUUUUCGUCAAGACAAUCACCUCGCGGCAAUUUUUUGUAGCCGCACAUUGAAUCUUGGAUCAAUUAGUGCCAUUGGA